Molecule: messenger RNA, 1662 nt
Organism: Austrofundulus limnaeus
Lineage: Eukaryota; Metazoa; Chordata; Actinopteri; Cyprinodontiformes; Rivulidae
Product: drebrin-like protein A
Biological process (GO): regulation of actin filament polymerization; positive regulation of axon extension; postsynaptic actin cytoskeleton organization
Cellular component (GO): postsynaptic membrane; actin filament; cortical actin cytoskeleton
Molecular function (GO): actin filament binding
Source: RefSeq, a predicted model, not a curated record
UCUGCCUUUCAUCGAGCAUUUAUCUGUUUGGAUUGUUGUCGUUUUGGCUCCUAAGCCUGUCAGAUUCCUUGGAAGUCCGUGUGGAUUGUGAAUAAAGGAACCUGGAACUCGAUGGCGGUCAACCUGAGCAAGAACGGUCGCGUGCUGUCCGACACAUAUAACGAUGUGCUGAAUGGCAAAUCAGAUACAAACUGGGCUCUGUUCACCUAUGAAGGCAACAGUAAUGACAUUCGACUGGCAGAUAAAGGCGACUGGUGAAGGUGUGAAGGACUCACGGAAAGGAAUGUGUGCAAAUCAUUUGAGCUCCAUAGCAGGUUUUCUCAAGGGAGCCCAUGUAACUAUAAACGCUCGCUCGGAGGAAGACGUGGAGCCAGAAACCAUCUUGGCAAAAGUGGCCAAAGCGUCUGGAGCCGACUUCAACUUUCACAAACAAACACCUUACAUAGAGCCGCCCAAAGGACCUGUGGGCUCUGUGUAUCAAAAGGUCAAUGCAGUGAAGGAAAUUCAACAAGUCAACAAGGACGACUUCUGGGUCCAGGCUCAGAUUGCUGAAGAAGUGCGUCUGAAGGAGGAGAACAAGAGAGCAGAGCAGGAGAAAGAGAAACGGGAGAGGGAGAGGAGGGAGCUGGAUGACAAACAGGCCAAGGAGAGGGAGAGGUUAGCAAAGGAGAGAGCUCAGCAGAUCGAACAGGAGAAGGUGCUUCAGAAAAAGAGGGAGGAGGAGACAAGAGAAAGGGAGCAACGGCAACAGAACCAGCAGGACAACAUGAGCAAGAUAUCAGGAAUCAGCUCUGCUGCUUCUGUGCAAAAAGCUAAUGAAGCAAAGUCUCUGAUUUCACAGAGAUCAUUCAAUCCCAGAGAUAUAUUUAAGCAGAGGGAGCAGAGCAUGGAGAGCUCCAACAGCAGUUCCCCUACUGCAUUCAGACCUGGGAAGCUGCAGAGUUCGUUUCUGUCUCAGCAGUCAUUUGAGAGAGAAAUCCCGGUGAAACCUCAGAGUACGGCGUCAUCUCCUGCUGCCAAUCCAUUCUUCACGAGACAGUCUACGGUCUUACCUGUCUCCCAGUCUCCGGUCUUACCUGUCUCCCAGUCUCCGGUCUUACCUGUCUCCCAGUCUCCGGUCUUACCUGUCUCCCAGUCUGAGUUGAGGAAGAGGAGUGGUCAGAUGAGUUUGAGAAUGAUGAAGACGUAUCCACUCCAGGAUCGUCUCCAGUGCAGUACGAUGUGUACAGGAUGCACAAUACACUUGAGAACAGAGACGAGCACCUUUAUGAGGACACACACGAGGUUAAAAGCAAUGUGCGGGACAGUGGACAGGGGACGUGUGCCAAAGCCCUUUAUGAUUACCAGGCUGCGGAUGAUACGGAGAUCACCUUUGACCCUGAUGACAUCAUAACUCAGAUAGAAAUGCUCGAUGAAGGCUGGUGGAGAGGGUAUGGACCUGACGGACAGUAUGGCUUGUUCCCUGCCAAUUAUGUGGAGCUCAUCUAAUGUUAUCAGCUGUUUGCAUGUAGAAUGAUUAAGAUGGUGAAAAUAUACAUUUACUGGUUUUUGUAGUUUGAUUAAAAUCACUUUGAACAAUAAAACAUUUAAAACUAAUUCAAAUCCUGUUCAUGACAUGACAUUUGCAAUGGACACAAAAUAAAUUGGUGGCCACCCUCAUGA